Bemisia tabaci is the source of this 2196-nucleotide messenger RNA. RefSeq names its product thiamine pyrophosphokinase 1. Lineage: Eukaryota; Metazoa; Arthropoda; Insecta; Hemiptera; Aleyrodidae. Gene Ontology annotation, molecular function: thiamine diphosphokinase activity; ATP binding; thiamine binding. Gene Ontology annotation, biological process: thiamine metabolic process; thiamine diphosphate biosynthetic process. The record is from RefSeq and is a predicted model, not a curated record.
AGAAUUUCAGACUCAAAGAUAAGUUACGAACGCCUAAUUAUUGAUAGUUUAUUAAUUAAAGUAUACACGAUUUUCUUUUUGAAGCUGCGUUUGGAGUUAGUGACUGAACUUUAGGUUACAUUGUGCUUUGAAACCAACAUUUUCUCGUGCUCUUAUCAGUUAUCAUCAGCAACCUCUGAUUGUUUACCCAAUGUGUCCUGGUAUUAUACACCUGACAUUCAAGACAUUGAAUUUCCGCUUUCAUGAACCAGACGAUCAAGGAUGUUUUUUGGCCUAGAUGGACUUUGCCCUUGAAAAUACUGCUUUCCAGCCAACGAGAGGGGGAUUUUGUUCAUUGAAGUAAUUUUCAGUCUGGAAAAUCAUCUUUUGAGCGCCUUUAUACUUCUUCAUUCAUAGCAUCCUGAACAAAACACACUCAUAUUUUAUAGUUUGUGCUAGAAUGUUGGUCUGGUUUAGCUGAGACAUGCUGUUUCCAAGCGGUACCAAUUUUUAUCUUAAGCGAAAUUAUAAGAGUUUGUCCUUGUUUCCUUUCUGAUCUCUCAAUUUUUAACAAUGAACGAGUUGUCUGUUCCAUCGUUGGAGUGGGACCCUGUAACGCUCUUGUUUGACGACGCAGCAGAGUUCCCACCAGCAGCUAUAGUGGUUCUCAACACUCCAAUUAUUCUCCGUCCUGAAGUCGUUUGUUCCUUGUGGAACAGAGCUACUCGCAGAGUUACAGUGGAUGGUGGCACAAAUCAUUGGCUCAGAUUUGCAGAAGAAAAUGGCAAAUUGAUUGAGAACAAAUAUCCUCACUUGAUCACAGGUGAUAUGGACUCAAUUGAGCCUGAUCUUCUUAGUCAGUGUCAGAAAGAAAAAUCAGAAGUACUAAAUACCCCUAAUCAAUUGAAGACUGAUUUUCACAAGGCCUUGGACUGUAUUGCAUCAUCCAAUAACAAUGCUGUAGAUGUGGUUUUUGUAUUAGCAGAGCACUCUGGAAGGGUAGAUCAAAUACUGUCAAACCUGAGUACGCUUCACCAAACAUCAAAGAUAUUCAAGAGAGACGUUCCGGUAUUCAUUGUAGCAUCAGACACAGUGACGUGGGUUCUGAAUCCUGGCGUCCAGCAUCGAAUUCAUGUAGCUGACAGAUUGAUUGAAUCUCAGUCAAACUGCGGGCUCAUACCUCUUGCUGGAGUGGCUAGCCAUAUCACGACCACCGGGCUCAAAUGGAAUCUCACCGAUCAGGGUUUAGAAUUCGGAAACAAGAUCAGCUCUAGUAAUACCUACAGUGGUUCGUCCAUUGUCACUGUGGAAACAGAUACCCAGCUGGUCUGGUCAAUGAGUCUGGGCCUCACGAAGAAGCGCGAUUAGUCAUUCAUGAAAGUGUGUUGUUAUUAGUGUUUCAUUUAAUAAGUUCUGUUUUCUUCCUCUUUUGGUUUAUCUUGUUAAGUUUUAAUCAGCCACAUGAGCCAACUUUUAGAAUAUGUAACUGGAAAACCUGAAAAAAUUAACAUAUUUUGUGAAAAGUCAGCUCAUCCAAUUGUUUUUAGUUUGUUUGGUCAAAACUUAGUUUUGUCCCUAUGUGAGGUGGUUAUUAUUAAAUAUCAUCGCACUACUUUUAACCAACUUCAACCUUAAACCGAAUUAUUACGGGCACAAUUUUGUCUUUUAAACUCUAUGUCUUUUGCAGUAAAUGAAAACUAACUAAAAUUAUGGAUAGUUAGUAGCUGGGUCCAAGUAAUCAGCAAGCUAAUCAUAGGUGAAUGAAUAUGACUGAAUUUUGCUGGCAGCUAUUAGCAUUUUAUUGAAUGCACCUUAGUGUGCAAAUAACUGUUACAAUUCAUAGUUUAGUCGCAGAAAGAUGCGAGCAUGAUAAAUUUUCAUUGUUUCUCCUGCAAUAACUGCUAGAAUUUUUUAACUAUCCAUUAUAUGUAUUCUCUCCGCAGGAAAAAUCAAUUAGGGGGCCAUUCAUAAAUUAAACAAUGAAUGGAAAGCUCAAUGUUAAGUAACAUUUAAACUUUAAUGAAUCUUGCAUAGUUUUUUAUGAAAAAAAAAAAAAAAAAAUUAUACUGUAAGUUCAAUCCUCAUUGGGGAUUGAAGAGACCCCAGAGUCUGCGCUCUACGGAGAAUGGAGGUAAGAAACAGGAAAAAAAUGCUUUUUGUAAUUCUUGAACGGUCGUUGUUACCUACUCUUUUAAUCAAGCUGUCUCUUGAGUAAAA